GUUUGCUCCGAGCUGCGCUUCCUGGUUACGGCAUAUCCAAGCUAGGCUAUCAACUCGCUGGUUGUCUUCUCUCGGGUUUCCGCAGUUCGUCUUCCCCGCGGUGACAGACUGACAUCAGAUAGGACUUCCACCGCUAACCCUCCAGGAUGUCUUUCCUGGAGAAGCCGGCCCCCGGCAGCCUGCUACUGGACGAUACAGUGCCCCUGACGGCGAUGAUCGAAGCCAGCCAAAGCCUGCAGUCCCACACGGAGUACAUCAUCCGAGUUCAGAGGGGCGUGUCUUUAGACAACAGCUGGCAGGUGAUUCGACGUUACAGUGACUUUGACGUUCUUAACAACAGCCUGAUGGUGUGCGGCAUCACUCUCCCUCUCCCUCCUAAGAAGCUCAUUGGAAACAUGGACCGGGAGUUCAUCGCAGAAAGGCAGAGAGGACUGCAAACUUAUCUGGACACAAUUACCCAGCAUCCUCUGCUUUGCAGCUCCCUCCCAGUCAAGAAGUUUCUGGACCCCAACAACUACUCUGCCAAUUACACAGAAAUUGCCCUGCAGCAGGUCUCCAUGUUCUUCAGGUCAGACCCAAAGUGGGAGGUCCUGGAGCCUCUUAGAGACAUGGGCUGGAGGAUCAGAAAGAAAUAUUUUUUAGUCAAAAGCAAAGAGCAGACCAAAGAGAGGUACCUGCUGAGCUGGGUGGACCUGGGUCCUGAUAAGUUCCUGUCAGACAAAGACCUCCAGUCAGCCAUAAAGCUGUUGACCAGCCUGUCUAUCCCAUAUCUCUGUCCACUGUUGUUCUCCAGCACCAGCGAGUCUUCAGCACUGCUCAUCCGGCCGUUCAGUGAGAAGGGCUCUCUGAGAGACCACAUCUGUAAGGUGAAGCCCAGGGAGAGUUACCUGAAGAAGUACUGCAAUCCAAAGAAGAGUCAGGGCCUCGAGCUCCCACACAUAAAACUGUACGGCCGACAGAUUUUGGAGGGACUAAAGCUCCUCCAUGACGCUGGUAUAUUUUUUGGUCACCUGCACACGUCUAACGUUCUUGUGGAUGACGGCGUGUGUCGACUGAUGGACGUGGAGAACGGCAUGCUGGGAGUUCCCUCUGCACUGCGACCUGCCUUCACCCAGUUCAGGAAAAUUAACACCACAGAGAGCAUUGAUGUCUUCUGCUUCGGACAUUUAUUGUACGAGAUGACGUACGGCCGACCGCCAGACAGCGUGCCCAUUGAGCAGUACCCCCCUGCCCCCUCCACAGCUGUGGUGUCGGUGCUGCAGUCUAUUCUGUCCACAGAAGCCUGUAAAAGCGGGAUGCCGACAGUGUCGGCACUCAUGCAGACGCCGCUUUUCAGUGAUGUCCAGCUUCAACGUUCAGAAAAGCUCCAGAUUAAGGUCCCCGGCAGGCUGAAGGAAGCACUGAAAGCAGCAAAGGAGAGCCUGGAGAAAAGGCUGCAAGAGGAGCAGAGACUGCUGCACCAACACAGGAGGUUGACCAGAGCUCAGUCUCACCACUGCUCAGAGGAGGAGAAGAAGAAGAGAAAGAUCCUGGCAAGGAAGAAGUCCAGACAUUCAGCUUAUGAAAAUGAAGAAGAUGUCUCAGUCCGAAACAACAAUAACUCUGGUUCUGGAGCUAGUUCCCCGCCCACAUGCCCUUCCUCCCCCACUCCCCCAUCAACCACAGGAUCCCACACCGCUCCUGCCCCUCCACCUCCUCCACCUCCACCGCCACCUCCUCCCCCCUUACAGGACUCAUCCUCCUGUCCUCCUCCUCCUCUGUCCUCCUCUAAUGGAGCGGGAGGAGGCCGUGCCGCCUUGCUGAGCUCCAUCCAGACCUUCAGUAAGGGCAAACUGAAGAAAGCCGAUACCAUCGACCGCAGCAAACCCAUCGUCUGACCACGUCCACAGACACAACGUGUCCUCAAUAUGGCAACAUGACCGACACACCAGUUCUGCACUGUGGUGAAGGCCCUCCCCCAAGAUGUGAAAAAAAUCACUAACAAAAGAUCUAAGUACAGUUUUUGUUUUUAUUGCUGUUUCUGCAUUUUUUCCCCCCUCCUGCUUUUAAACUUUUAAUGCAUUGCUGUGGUUGGAGAGACUCGAGGACAGGUGGGGUAAAAUGGCGACCUCUGUUUGCCCUUCGAAACAUGCUGGACAAUCUUAGGCACCUUAAGGUUUUGUCUUUUCUGGUUACUUUGUCCUUAAGAGGCAGACACCGGAUAAAAAGCGGGAAACUGAAUCGGGUGAGCUUUUCUUCUGGCCGAUCUGCGGACAGCCAGUUGACUUAAUUUUUGUUCUUUGUGCUCGUAAAAGUAGCACUUAAAAAUGUGUGAGAGGAAAUUGUGGAGCAACCAUGGAUUCCUGACCCCUGCUCGAUGGUGAAGUUGCAUUUUGUGGAUUUAGGACUCAUUUCAGUACUUCGAUGGUGUCAGAGUGCUGCACCAGUCCUGAGUAUGGAGUAGACCAAACUUUCCUUCUUUUAAAUUAUCUCCGACUUUUUGACAUGUAGCCUGCAGGCUCUGCUGAGCCAGUUUCCUCACAACUGAGCUGCAAAACACACCAACUGGUCGUCUCUGUCUUUAAUUAACUCGCUGUCAUGCCGUGUAUUAAAUUAAAACAAAAUACCAAUGCAGUGCAAGGUGUUCAAGAAAAAGUCAUCUUCCUGGAUUGAGAGUUUGAAAGCAGAAAAAACGUUUAUUUGCAUCUUAUUGAUCUGUAGAUAUUUUUUGGUUGAGUAUCAAACAUCACAUUGAAAUUACAGACAGAAAUGACUGUUUGUUGCAGCACAAAACAGUGGAGGUUUAACCGACGCUCUGCUCAUUGGUCUGUUUCUCUGCAUUGCAUUUCCCCCAGUUGUCUCCACAGUUCUUCAGACUGUACCCCUCUCUCUCACGAGCUCUAUAAGCAUGAAACAAUCCCAGUUUAGAUUGAUUCUGAACAUCUUUAUCUCCUUUUUUUCCUUCUUUUGGACCAAACGGGCGCAAUAUUUUGCACGAGGCAGAGCACAUAACGAAGAGCAGCUAAAUGAAUAGGAAGCUACAAACUACACUACUUGUGUUUUCAUCCAGCUGUUUGUUUGUGCACAUUUAUUUGAUGAUGGCAUGAGGGGGCAAUGACAAGUUUGGGAGAAAUAACCCCCCAGAAAAAAGAGGUGGGUCAAAGUAUAAUGGAGGGAGAUGCGAUGUACCGUGUUUAAUAAAUUUAUUAGACCACCUGUUAUUUAAAAAAAAAAACAUUAGAUCAGAGUUAUAUCAUUAUUUCUGAGGCAAACUGAAUUCAUCACUUUACAGCCAAAUGUGAGCCGGCACUCUGGACAGAAAUAAAUCAAUCAACAUUCAACCACAAGAUUUUCUGCUCAGAAAUGCAUGUAAAUGACUCUAAUUUGGCGUCUUAGUCAAAAUAUAUCAUGCUUUCAUUUUUUCCUUGUAAAACAGUAAAUUUAAAAAUUCAUGGAUAACAAAAAUAACUAUAUUUUAGCAUUAGAAAUAUUUUGAUUCAAAAGCUUGCACAUUCUGCUACACAAAUGAAUAAAAGAACAAAUUUGUUAAUUACCAAUACUGAUUACUUAUGCAGCUGUGGCAUAAACCUUAUGUUGAGAGGUGGACUAAUAAAUUUAGGCACUGUGCAUGAAGCAAGUGUGGAGCACUGAAGAAAUAAGGUUUUGAUGGUGUGCGUCCUAGCUCCUUUUACUCACAGUUGAUGAAAACAGUUUCCCAGAAUUCUCCUUAGCUCUGCACUACAGUUGGAUUAAAGGGAAAUGAACAAUAACAUUAAUUUUCUCACCUGGUAUCCUCACAGUCUCUCAUUCUAGUGCAGCAUGAAUUUAAAAUCAGCCGCCUGCUGUUGAGGUUUAUGGUAGAUCAUCACGUCUGUACUGCCCCGCAUCAGAGCAACUUGGAUGCAUGGCAAUGAGCAGCUCUGCUUCCGAUUGUGCUCAGGGUCUGAAAUUAAUCUCGCAUCACAUUUUUCUCCUGACCUCAAGUAAAUCCUCAAUUUUUUUUUCCUGAUUUUAUUUUGGUCCAUCAGUCUCUUCACAUCACUGACCAGGGUCCAGAUCAUUUCUAAUAAUCCUUCCAUCCACAAGUAAACUACAGAUAAUGCGUUGCCGUCAACAUUACUCUGUACUUCUGGGAAUAGUUAACCUAAUGCCACAAACCAUGUAAGGAAGUUUGAUUGAACCAAGGCUUCAGAUGAUCUGUAACCGGUUUAUUAUUGUCCCGAGUGUAUUUGGGAAGAUUAUUCUUGUUCAUAUAACUGUUUCUUUCCAAGCAUGCAGUGCUGUGUAACAUUAAACACAAAUAACAUUCAGCACUGAAAUUUUGUGGAUGAAGUGCAGCCCCAGAGAGCUCAGCUCGCCUUCAGGAUUAACUUCAGACCCUGAUUUCUGAUUUUGAUUCUUUUUAAUGUUUGUUUUUUCCUCUGUUUUAAUGUUUGUGUCCAGACUUUUGUUUGUUGUUAUUGUGCCAUACCCAUUUGGGUGAUAGUGCCUAAAGAAAUCUGAAUGUUUUUUGUUAUUGUACAUGAGCUCAUCGUUUUGUUUGUGGUAGUAUGCCAACGCUUCAGCAUGUGGCUUAGAGUGGUUAGCAAUUAACAAUAGUCCACAUGUCUGUAAAAUUAUCAGAGUAAAACUUUGUAAAUCUGCAACAGAAAACACAACAGGUGAAUAAUUAUAACUUUAAAUUACAUGCAACUUUUACAGCUGUCACCACAGGGCAGCCAGGACCCACUGUGUGCAACAGAAACUAUGACCACCUGUGGUGAUUUAUUCCUCAUCACCCAACUUGUGUGCUGAAGCGUUGGUGGCUGAAUCUGGAGCUCAGGUGAAUCCUGUAACCUAAAGACUCUUUAAAAACCAAGUUUUUAGCCCUUCGAUGACAGCUCAGUGCUCAAAUCAUUUACUUUCAUCAUUCAGUGCAAUCAGCCUAGCAUGAAUGCUCAUUACGUUUAACCAGAAUGUGUCUCUGCAGCACUUUAGAGGGGUGGAAGCCCGGUCCACGGGGAUGUUUGUUAAUAAAAAAUAAUCCAAGGCAGCAAAUUCUCUCUAAUCUCCUGAGGAGUGUAUUAAUGCAGCUGCAAGAGGACCCCCUCAUCAUCAGCAAACGUGAAAUAGAUUUGGCUGCUGUGAUAAAUAAUACUUGUAUCAAAUGAAUAAACAUUUGGGGAAAAAA
Molecule: messenger RNA, 5149 nt
Organism: Oreochromis niloticus (Nile tilapia)
Lineage: Eukaryota; Metazoa; Chordata; Actinopteri; Cichliformes; Cichlidae
Gene: pxk
Product: PX domain containing serine/threonine kinase
Exons: 18
Coding region: 147-1877 (576 amino acids)
Biological process (GO): protein phosphorylation; negative regulation of ATP-dependent activity; endosome to lysosome transport
Cellular component (GO): plasma membrane; late endosome; early endosome
Molecular function (GO): protein kinase activity; phosphatidylinositol binding; actin binding
Source: RefSeq, a predicted model, not a curated record